Molecule: messenger RNA, 2472 nt
Organism: Paramecium pentaurelia
Lineage: Eukaryota; Ciliophora; Oligohymenophorea; Peniculida; Parameciidae
Source: the annotation of a GenBank genome assembly
AUGAGUGCAAAAAAUGAUGAUUAUCGAAGUGAUUAAGAUGACAAAAGUUAGUCAUCUAUAGAUUCAAUUGAAGACAUCCAAGAUUCUUCAGAAUCAAAUCAAUUCAAAAAAUCAAAGAAUAAGAAAUUGCUUAAAAAAUAAAAGAAUUAAAAGAAGAAAAGAUUGAAUAAACAAAAAUUUAUUGACACAGAAGCCUCAGAAACAUCUGAAAAUGAAUCAGAUGAUGAUGUUAAAGGAGAAAUUAGCAAAGGAUAAUAGGAAAAGUAUUAUAAACAUGAUGAACUAAAACGAAAACAUCAUAAAGAUAUUGUUAGAGAUAUAGAAGAGAGAUAUGAAAAUGGAGAUGUUUUAAAUGUAGAAGAGAUAGAAAAAUCAGAAGAUGAAAUUGAGAAACCAGGACUAAGAGAUCCUAAAGUAUUCAAUAAUUAAUAUAAUAGUUCUGGCGUGUUUCAUGUAAUAAGGGUAAAGAGUAGGAAGCUGUGACUUCAAUCAUGUUUAAACAUAAUCACUUAAUAGAUACUAAUCCACUUGAAAUAGUUUCAGUCUUUUCACUCAAGAAAUUCCCAGCAGCAAUAUUCAUUGAAGCCUAUUUUGAAUAACAUGUUAUGAGAGCAAUCGAAGGUCUAGUUAUUGUAAGAUAAUCCCCACCUGAAUUGGUUGAAUCUGAACAAUGUCCAAAUAUGUUUCAGCCUCCUGAAGUUGAAUAAAUAGAUAUUGAAGAAGGACAAUGGGUAAGAGUUAGACAACACAAUAUUUACUCUGGAGAUUUAGCUAGAGUUAUGUAAGUAGAUUAAGAAAGAAAACUAAUCAAACUCAAAGUUGUACCUAGAUAAAAAUUAUUAAUGAAAUCUAUUGAAGAAGAUGAAGAAAAUAAAAAAAAGAAUUCUAAAAAGAAUAAUUCAAAUGCAGAUUAAUCCCGCUUCCAAAUGAAAGAAGAAGAAGGUGAACCACCAAUUGAAGAUAAUGAACCAUUUUAAAGAGGAAGCAAAUUUAAGUUUUUAAAAAGAGUAAAAUAUCUUUAAGAAUAAAAAAAAUUUAUUCGAGGACCUAAAAUUCCUAUUUAAAUGAGUAAGAAAUCAAAUCAUGAUGAUAAUGAUGAACCUACAUCAUAAUUCUUUUAUAUUUCUAUUAGAGAUGAAUGGACUUCUGCAAAAAAAGAUGGAUUUGAAAUUAUUACUCUUCCUGUUCAUCAAGUUCUUACUGGAAAUAUUAAACCUACUGUUGAAGAUUUAUAAUACUUUUAUCCAGAUGUCUAAGAUUAUCGAUUGAUAUUAUAGAAAUUACACUCCAGUUUAAAAUAAGUAGUAGAAUAAAAGUCUAAAAUCCAAGUUGGAGAUUAUGUUACUCUUAAUUAAAAUCAAGAUUAAACUAAAGCUUCAAGAUAUAAAGUUGUAUAAAUACUAGAAGAUCAAAAUAUACUGAUUGUCAUUAAAACUAUUAAAAAUAAAACUACUUUUGAAACAAAGUAAACUGAAUAUAGACUAUCAAUAAAUGAUGCUAAAUUAGCAUUUAAACUUUAUUAAUAAGUCUCUAUUGUUUCAGGACCUAAUAUUGGAUUAAGUGGUACUAUUAUUAAAAUGGAUGAUUUGACUGCCUAAAUAUCAACUGAAGCUGGUAGAAUUGUUGAUGCCUUGAUCUCAGAUCUCUAAUCUUAAAAAAAUGUCAUUAAAAAAAUGGAUAUAGAAGAGAAUCCUGAUAAUGGAGCAGAAUAAUAGAAAACAGGAUUCAGAAGAAAUGAUUUAGUAAAGUUUGGAUUGAUUGAUAAUGAUAUUGGAUGCAUACUCAACAUUUCCAAUAAUGAAGUCAGUAUACUUGAUUUAACUAAUCAAAUCAAAACUAUCAAUAAAUUAGCUAUCAGAAAUUCUAUCAACACUAGAAAUAAUGUAGUCAAAAAUAUGUAUUGUAAUGAUAUUAGAUAAUAAGAUCUAGUAGUAAUUCUGGAUGGUUUCUAUAAAAGUAUUUUAUUUUAUAUAUAUUCAUUUAGAUAAUAAAGCAACUGUUUUACAUGUAUAUAGAGAUUAUUUAUUCUUAUUUAAUGGUAAAUUCGACAAUACUUAAGGUGUAAUCAUAGAAAAAGCCAAUAAUUGUGGUUUAGUGUCUUCAUCUAAAAAGCCAGAACCUGUUGUAGUAAAUACUUAAUCCCAAAUACCAAAUGAAGAUUGGAAAAAUCUAAGAGGAUAGAUGGUUACCAUUCGUAAAGGAUAAUGGUAAUCUUAUAGAGGAAUGGUAUAAGAAGUUACAAGUAGAGUUGCAACAAUCUAAUUAUCAGCUAAAAAUUUAGUUGUUAAAGUUCCAUUAGAAUGUAUUAAAUCUGAAUCUUCUAAUUCACAUCUUCAAGUUGGAAAAACACCAUAGCAUCAUCCAGGUAUGUCAACUAGAGUUUGGGACGAUCUUGAAGGAGUCUAAUAAUCAGUCAUGAGAGGAUAUCAAUCUCCUUAUAUCACUUAUCAAACCCCUAUGCGUAAUGAUUGA